CGCUCCGGGGACCCCUCCCGCAGGACGCCAGCCGGUUGCGUUUGCCUGCUGGGACGCUUCCUAGCAGCGAUUCCCAGCCGCAAGGUCAGGAGUCGUACUCGCUUUGAAUCGAUUCAGGCACCGGCCCAGGUCUGCGGGUGCCUCGCAGCGGGCCCUCGCCCCCAAGGCCCGUGCCCCGGGGGCCGUGACCCAGGCGGGGCGGUGCACGCGGCCCGCCCGCUAUAGGCUGCGGCGCGGGGCGGGAGGGGGCGCGGCCUCGGCCAAUGCUGCGGCCGCAGCACGUGGGGUGCGGGAUCGCGAGAGCCAGUGGACCGAUCCUCCGCAGGUGGACUUUGCUAAUCUUGCCUCGCGCCCCAGGCCCGAGCAGAACCCGGGCUCGCGGUGCCGCCUGGAUCCAGCCCGGAGUUUCGGAGGCGCUCUGCCGGCACUGCGCUCGAGGACCCGGGCUAAGCCUGGGGGCCGGCCACAGUGUCUUUUCAAGAUUGAAGGGGCAGCCCUGGACGCGGCUGUUCGGUUGUAGUCUGCAGCCACUGAGGAAGGCGCCUGGUGCUUGGGGAUCGGAGACAUGAAUUACGCACGGUUCAUCACCGCGAGGAGCGCAGCCCGACGGCCUUCUCCCAUCCGCGUCUUUACUGAGCUACAGAACAGGGCACCGAAAUCUGUCAUCUCCUUGGCUACUGGAUCACCAAAUCCAAACACGUUCCCUUUUAAGACUGCUGCUAUCACCAUAGACAAUGGGAAGACCAUCCAGUUUGAUGAACAGAUCAUGAAGAGAGCCCUUCAGUAUUCUGAAAGUGCUGGAAUCCCAGAGCUGUUGUCCUGGCUAAAACAGUUACAAGUAAAAUUGCAUAAUCCUCCCACCCUCCAUUAUCCAUCCAGUCAAGGACAAAUGGAUAUAUGUGUCACAACUGGCAGCCAAGAAGGUCUUUGUAAGGUGUUUGAAAUGAUCGUUAAUCGUGGAGAUAAUAUCCUCCUAAAUGAACCUGUUUAUUCAGGAACACUUCAAGCUCUGCAACCACUGGGCUGCAACAUGAUUAACAUUGCCAGUGAUGAAUAUGGGAUUAUUCCAGACUCCCUCAAAGAAAUACUUUCCAAAUGGAAACCAGAAGAUUCAAAGAACCCCGAGAAAAACACCCCCAAAUUUCUUUAUACUGUCCCAAAUGGCGACAACCCUACUGGAAAGUCAUUAACAAGUAACCGCAAAAAGGAAAUCUAUGAGCUUGCAAGAAAAUAUGAUUUUCUCAUAAUAGAAGAUGAUCCUUACUAUUUUCUCCAGUUCAACAAGCCCUGGGUACCAACGUUUCUUUCCAUGGACGUUGACGGGCGUGUCAUCAGAGCGGACUCUUUCUCCAAAGUUCUGUCCUCUGGGUUGAGAAUAGGGUUUAUAACAGGACCAAAACCCUUGAUAGAGAGAGUUGUUUUACACACACAAGUCUCAACAUUGCACCCCAGUACUUUUACACAGCUCCUGGUAUCACAGCUUCUUUACCAGUGGGGACAGGAGGGCUUCCUGGCCCACAUAGAGAGGGUUAUUGAUUACUAUAGGAGGCAGAAGGAUGCAUUACUGAAAGCUGCAGACAAGUGGUUAAGUGGUUUGGCAGAGUGGCAUGCUCCUACUGCUGGGAUGUUUUUAUGGAUUAAAAUUAAGGGCAUUUCUGAUGUAAAAAAACUGAUUGAAGAAAAAGCCAUUAAGAAAGAGAUAUUAAUGAUUCCUGGAAAUGCUUUCUACAUUGACAGCUCAGCUCCUAGCCCUUACUUUAGAGCAUCCUUCUCGCUGGCUUCUCCAGAACAAAUGGAUAUAGCCUUCCAGAGAUUAGCUGAACUUAUAAAAGAAUCUGUGUGAAGACAUCAACUCUUCAUAGUACUCAUGGACUUUUUAAAUAAAUUCAAUGUUUUAGCAGCAAGAAAUGAUCAUUGAUUAAGACUUACAGAUUGUGUUUCAUCAAACAUGUCAUAUCUGUAGUCAUUAACUAGACAACUUUUAAAGUGCCCUUAAAUCUACCAUAUUGCCAAAAUAUAUUUCUAAUCCAUGUAUACCUUUUGAUAAAUUUUCAACUUGAAAAAAAUUAUUUUUAUCAUGAAUUUUAUUGUAAAGAACUUUGUAACUGCUUUAUAAUUUCCCUUAAAUUUUCUUUGAAACUAACAUUUGCAGUAAAUUAUUUUGAAAAUGUAAAAAUAUAAGUCCAAAAUGGUAUGUAAUGUAAACUUUUUCUAUGUUUUAGGAAAAUAUAAUAAAAUCUUGUUGCAAAAAUUAUUAGAAUUUGACCUUUAUAAAUGAUUUCAGUAAGAAUACCACAGAUUUUAUGUUAUGCCAUAAAAAUCCCUUUAAAAUAAAAUUUUGAAACUAAACAUA
This is a messenger RNA of Myotis davidii, 2353 nucleotides long. RefSeq names its product aminoadipate aminotransferase (gene AADAT). Gene Ontology annotation, molecular function: L-kynurenine:2-oxoglutarate transaminase activity; pyridoxal phosphate binding. The transcript is spliced from 13 exons. The coding region runs from base 566 to 1843 and encodes 425 amino acids. Gene Ontology annotation, biological process: biosynthetic process. The record is from RefSeq and is a predicted model, not a curated record. Lineage: Eukaryota; Metazoa; Chordata; Mammalia; Chiroptera; Vespertilionidae.